GUAAAAAUUAAAUUUUUAAAAAAGUUUUCAAAAAAAAACACAAGUUCAAAAGAAACAAGAACAAUACACCCGAGUGUAAUAAAAAAUGAAAAAGAUGAUCUAAUAAAUAACCAGAUAAUGAAUCAACCCUUGAGUAAAAUUGAAAAAAUUACAGAUUGGAAAAAUUAUUCACCGAUAGACAAAAUGCAGGCUAUCACUCAUAGGACAAGUACAAUUAAAAAAAAACUAGAAAGAAAUUACGGAAGAUAAGAAAAGGGUCACUCUAGAACUUGAUAUGAACCCUUACAAAAAAAGUUCGAGAUUAGCCUUGUCAAAAAAUUUUUGUCAAAUGUUGAAAAAAAAAAAAAAAUAGAUUAAUAUAUAAAUUUAAUUAUUUUAUAAAAUUAUUUAUUCAAAGAAUAUCUAAUUGUAUUUUUUUAUAUACUAUAUCUAUUUGCCAAAUGACUCAAAAAGUCUUUGUGGAAUCAACAAAAAUGAACUCUCUUUCAAAUUCAAAUAUAAAAACGCAUAAUAAUAAGCUUUAUAAGGAAAAUUCAGAGAGUUUUGGUGAUUUAUCCAACUUGUCACAAGCAUAUGUAUUGUACAAAAUAUCAGAAAGGGGUUUUUUGAACGUACGUAAUUUCAUAUCUGUUCUUCAACAAAAUGGAACAUCUUUCUUGAUUAAAAAGAAAAUAAAAGACUCAUUUCAUACACAAGGAAUACUUCCAUCUGAAGGAAUAAAAAAACAACUUAAGCGGCCUAGAACGAGUCAAUGGAAAUUUUGGUUAAAAGGGAAUUCUCACUACGAUUUAUCUCCUAAUUUCUGGUCUGCCUUAAGAUCACAAAAACAAAAAUGGAGAAAUAGGGCGAAUCGCUAUCGUAGGUCUAAACAAAAAUAUUUAGACAAAAGGACUUCCGGUAAAAAAUUAAAAUUAAAUACUUACAGGAAACAAAAGGAUGCUAACUCAGUCUUGAAUAAAAAAACAAAAGAUAAUUUAAAAAAAUGCUAUCGAUAUGAUCUUUUAGCAUAUCAAUACAUUCAGUAUGAAAAAAAUAGUGGAACCCCUCCAGGAGCUAAACGGGAAGCAAUUUCUUAUCAUUACAAGAUGUCACAAAACAACUUGUUUGCGAUAACGAAAAAUAUUCCUAUCACUAGUUUCAGAGGAAAAAUAGAAAGGUUAAAUAUUCCAUAUCCAAAAAAAGAUGUCGAUAGAAAAUAUUUGAAUUGGAAAAAUAUUGAUUUUUCUCUUAAAAAAAAAGCGAAUAUUGAGUCCUGGAUCACGUGGUAAUUAUAACAAUACUCAAAAUACUCCAAUUUUCACUUACAAUUAUCAAUUAAUUGAUAAAAUGGAAGAAAUUUUGAAAAUUGAGCAAAUUUUUAAAAACGAAAAAGAUCCUUUUGCUCUUUUGAUUCAGAAAAAUACCGAAAUGAAUCGACUCCAUUCUAGAAAUUCUUUAUUGGAUUGGAUGGGACUGAAUGAAGAAAUACUCGACCGUCCAUUAACGGCUGAGGAACUUUUGGUUUUCCCAGAAUUUGUGUGGUUUGUUAAUUUAUAUAAACUGAAACCAUGGAUUAUACCAAGCGAAUCACUUAUUUCAAAUUUGAAUCUUAAUGAAAUGACAAGUCAAAAGACCGGUAAAACUCAGAAAGAUAAAAAAGAUAAAAACUGAGAGUAAAAAAAAAGAUAAAGCCGAGGGUCAAACCAAAAGUGAACCUGAGGGUCAAACCAAAGGUGAAACUCAGGGUGAAACCAAAGGUAAACCUGAAGGUGAAACCAAAGGUAAACCUGAAGGUGAAACCAAAGGUAAACCUGAAGGUGAAACCAAAGGCGAAACUGAAGGUGAAACUGAAGGUGAAAAGAAAAGUCAAACUGAGAUAGAACUAGAGUUAUUCAUGAAAAACUAUUUAUUUUUUCAAUUUAGAGAGGAUUUUACUUUAAAUCAAGGCCUUUUCCAAGAUCUCCAAAUCUAUUGUCUCUUGCUUAGAAUGAUAAAUCGAAAAAAAAUGAUGCUAUCAUGGAUUCUAAGGGAAAAGUUAAAUUUGGGUCUAAUGCCACAGAUGGAUCAGAAAGAGAGUGUUCCAGAUUCAAAAAGAAAUGUUCCAGAUUCAAAAGAGAGUGUUCCAGAUUCAAAAGAGAGUGUUCCAGAAUUUUUAAAAAAGACGGGAUUUUUGGUCGACCCCCUUCCGGUCUAUCAAACCAAAUGGAGAAUUUCUUAUGUAUGAAACGAUAGUUAUUUCGUUGGUUCAUAAGAGUAAACAAAUUCUUAAUAAAGAAGACGUAAAACAAAGAAUAAUUCGCGCUCGAGAGAACAAUAAUUGUGAUCCGC
Molecule: messenger RNA, 2307 nt
Organism: Cuscuta europaea
Lineage: Eukaryota; Viridiplantae; Streptophyta; Magnoliopsida; Solanales; Convolvulaceae
Source: the annotation of a GenBank genome assembly